AUGACCAUCAGAAGCAAAGGUCAAACCGUACUAUAUAACCUUAGCAACACACUGGAUGGUAAAGUUGGUAUCCCUGCCUCUCCCGUUGGCACGCCUGAGGAUGGUAAACAAGAGCCAUUUGGGAGAAAAAGAGAUUUUGAAUUGCUGUUAAUACUUAGUUCCUUCAAAAUGUCACGAGAUAUUGAGGAUAUCCAGGAAUGUCCUGCUGAUAUGAGGGAAGCAGGGAAAGCCAGUGUCUGCCAGGGAUGCCCAGGGCAGGAGCUUUGUUUGUCUGAAGCUAGUCAGGCUGAUCCAGACCAACAGCUGAUUGAUACAAGACUAAAAGCGAUAAAACACAAGAUUUUGGUUAUGUCUGGAAAAGGUGGUGUAGGGAAAUCAAGCAUAGCUGUCAUGUUGGCACAGAUCCUAUCACAUGAUGGCAGAAAGGUAGGGCUUCUUGACGUGGACAUUUGUGGUCCAAGUGUUCCCUCCCUCUUGAAGAUCGAAGCCCAAUCAGUGACAGACUCGCAGUGGGGAUGGAAACCUAUUGUGUCUCCUCAAGGCAACAUUAAGACCCUCUCAGUAGGAUCGCUCCUGAGCUCGGGAUCUCAGGCAGUGGUGUGGAGAGGACCUCGCAAAACAGCUUUGAUUAGGCGUAUGAUUAAGGACACUCUGUGGGGACGGUUGGAUGACUUGGUAAUCGACACUCCCCCUGGCACCAGUGAUGAACACCUGACCAUCAUCAAACUGUUGGCCAGCACCAAGCCUGAUGGGGCAGUUAUCAUUACAGCACCACAAAAGUUGUCAGCAGGUGUGGUAAGCAGAGAGAUUCGAUUCUGCCAGAAAAUGGGAGUACCAAUCUUAGGCAUCAUAGAAAAUCUCUCAGGAUUUUGCUGCCCCUGUUGCUCUGAGGUGAGCCAGGUAUUUUCAUCAGGUGCAGGAAAAUACCUUGCGGAAAAAUACGACAUACCCUUCCUCGGCUCUCUGCCAAUCGACCCUCGUCUGUCAUCAGUGCAACAAAGGGGAAUAUCCAUGAAAGAGGAACACCCCUGACUCUGGUUUCUCGGAAGCCAUGAGCCACAUUGUAAGGAGGAUCCUGGAGGCUGUUGAAAAGUAGAAAAAUGAGAUGUAGGAAAUUUUAAACUUUUAUUGCUUUUGAGAGACUAAGAGCUAUGGUGUAUGCACAAUUGCAAAACAGGAAUUUGUAUAUAUAUUUUUUUUAAUGCAGAAAGUAAAUGUAUAUUGAUGUAUAAUUGCAAUAUAGUAAAAAUUCAUCUCAGGGUAUGGAACUAGAAUGGGACAUUCCAAGUGAAACAUGUCCUCUGUUUUUAUGUGUAUUUGAGUAAGGAUAAUGUGGUGAUGUUGUUUUGUGAAAAAUAUAUUUUGUUACUGUUAUUCUGUUCUAAAUAAAAGGUUAUCAAGAAAA
This is a messenger RNA of Penaeus chinensis, 1405 nucleotides long. RefSeq names its product cytosolic Fe-S cluster assembly factor NUBP2 homolog. Gene Ontology annotation, cellular component: cytosol. The transcript is spliced from 9 exons. Lineage: Eukaryota; Metazoa; Arthropoda; Malacostraca; Decapoda; Penaeidae. Gene Ontology annotation, molecular function: ATP-dependent FeS chaperone activity; ATP binding; iron-sulfur cluster binding. The record is from RefSeq and is a predicted model, not a curated record. Gene Ontology annotation, biological process: iron-sulfur cluster assembly. The coding region runs from base 1 to 1032 and encodes 343 amino acids.